Suillus paluster is the source of this 1992-nucleotide messenger RNA. RefSeq lists its product as uncharacterized. Gene Ontology annotation, cellular component: plasma membrane. The record is from RefSeq and is a predicted model, not a curated record. Gene Ontology annotation, biological process: intracellular magnesium ion homeostasis; magnesium ion transmembrane transport. The coding region runs from base 1 to 1992 and encodes 663 amino acids. The transcript is spliced from 10 exons. Gene Ontology annotation, molecular function: magnesium ion transmembrane transporter activity. Lineage: Eukaryota; Fungi; Basidiomycota; Agaricomycetes; Boletales; Suillaceae.
AUGUCCCCUCCAUUGGACCGCAAUGACGACAUCUAUCGCGGCGAUGUCCCCCAUGCACCCGCACCUACCAUUGCGGAGUCGGUGGCACCUGCAUCCUCUACUUCGUCAUCCGGAACCUUCAUCACGGGUCGCUUGGGAGCUCUUGCUGCCGUGGUAGAACAUGCAAUUACCCGUUGGGCUCGGAGACGAAGUUCUUCAGCUUCAAUUUCGUCACCAUCCUCUAGCUCUACAUCUUUUCGCUCUUCUAUUUAUGCGCCUUCUCGUCCUCGCCAAACUCGUCGGCGUCAGAGACGAACAAGCUCCGCUAACAUGCGUUCCACACAUUCCGAACGUGAAGUAGCCGCUCGUCUCAGGGUCAGGCAGAAGAUUAGACGCGUCGAUAGAGGGUUUACCCUAUACCUACCCCCGAGUUUGAGUCCCGAGAUCGCCGUGACUCGCCUGUCGGAGUCUUUGAAUCGACCGCAGCAGCCGGUCUCUCGAACAACCUCCCUACCUGUUGCUCUCAACUGGUUGGAGGCUGCACUGAAGAAUGCAUCAAGGGGAAAGAAGAGCAAAGGGAAACAACGUCAACUCAGCCUCGGCACACCUCCGCCCUCUUUGCAUCAUCACUAUAUGUCUGACAGCGUGCCCAGUCGAUCUGCGUCUUUCGGGGACCUUUCCACCACCUUACAGUCUUCCGUUCAAGGGAAGCGGAAAGAGUAUUUCCCAAGAAAUCGGACGCCCCAUGAUCCGACUCCCGGAGGCUCGCACGAGUUUAAUCGGGCCCCCAAAGCUUGGUGGCUUGACGUCGCCAGUCCAACUUGGGAUGACUUACAAACAAUUGGCAAGCUCCUGCAUAUCCAUCCUCUCACACUUGAGGAUAUUCUCCAGCAAGAUCCGCGCGAAAAGAUGGAGCUCUUUCCAAAACUUGGUUAUUAUUUUAUUUCAUUCCGAGCUAUACAGAAUGCAGCCGUCACGCAGUCGGUUUAUCAGGGUGUUUCGAGUGAUGGCGAUAUUUAUCGGGCUGAUGAUGGUUCUUUAAGAGAGGCUAAUAUAUACUUGGUGGUAUUCAAGGAAGGUAUUUGCACGUUUUAUUUCACCGAUGUAUCAGAACACAUGGAGAAAGUCAGAAAUAGAGUCCAACUUCUUCAGGACAGCUUCAAUAUGUCAUCAGACUGGAUUGCUCAUGGCAUAUUGGACUCUGUCGUUGAUUCAUUCUUUCCGUUCCUGAAGAAGAUCGAGCAACAAGUUCUAACCGUAGAAGCUCUCGUAUUUUCGAGCGACGACGCCUCCCACACUUCGUCGACAAACACUCUUGUUGAUCUCAAUCGUAUACCCACGGAUGACCUAUGUGAUCUCAAAAAAUGGGAGAAACUGCUCCCAGGCUGGAAUCAUAGCUUUCAUCUUCCCCGAUUCACCAUGCCACUAUUCUUGCGACAUUUGAAGCGCAAUCUUCAAGAUCUAACACGAGCGACGACAACAAACACACUACUGCGCAUGGCCAGGGCGAGAAGACUUGUUACGUCCUUGACUCGUCUUCUUGCCACGAAGUCGGAGGUGAUAUCGCAAAUCCGCAAGCGCUUUUUGAUCGGUGGACGACAGACAGCCUCUCCUCAAGGGAACGAGGACCUUGAAAUCGCCAUAUACAUGGGGGAUGUUCAAGAUCAUAUCUUGACUUUGCAGCAAUCCCUUCAUCAUUACGAGCAUAUGCUCAGCGAGUCUCACCCAGCAUAUCUGACUCAACUGCGAAUUCGUGUCGCUAAGACCAAAGAAUACACUGAUAAGGCCAUUUUGACGGUGUCUCUGGUUAGUUUUGGGGUUUUGUGCAUUCAACUCCCGAUCGGAUUAUUUUCACUAAACAUCAAGAUUCCGAAGAAUAGCAUCCACCCUCCGGGCCCAUUCAAUUACUUCGCCAUGGUCAUACUUUUGUUGUUGGGAAUUGAGGCUGUAUUUCUUGCUACCGUACGGCACUGGUGGAAUCAAGCGAAACGUACCCGAUCAAAGCUUUCAUAA